CCUGGCUUCGCAAUCAUUGACCGAAAAAAAGUCUGUCAAUCUCAUUCUUCAUUCUUCAUGCCACGACCCUUUUGUCUCUCCCUGUGAUUUUUUGCCUCGCGACGCCCAGACUAUCACCAUCAGCGAUUACUCCCUAACGAAUCGAUUUUUCUUCAUUUUAACGAAUGCGAUAAUAUCACGAUUCGAUUUAUAUCGAUCACCCAAACGGUAUCGCUACGAGCUGGGGUCAGCGCUGCACUCUGCCACCUUUCGCCCAGGGCUCAACCUCCAUCAUGACUCCGCCAACUGCGAAUCUGAACCUUGACGUUGAGGCGAUCUCGGGCAUUUGCGGUUCUAUUUCUAUUGCCUGCUGGGGUAUGUCGCUAUGACUGGUCUCAGCCUCGGAACAACACUAAUCGCAAAUAAAUAGUUGUCGUGUUCUCUCCUCAAAUCAUUCAAAAUUUCCAGCGCAGCAGUGCCGAUGCCCUCUCGAUCCAAUUCAUCAUUGUCUGGCUCCUCGGCGAUGUUUUCAACAUUCUGGGUGCCGUCCUUCAGGGCGUUCUACCGACCAUGAUCAUCCUCGCCAUCUAUUACACGAUCGCUGAUAUCGUCCUCCUGGGCCAGUGCUUCUACUAUCGUGGUUUUACAUGGCGCGAUGCCCCGACCCCUGCUGCGAAGCCGAACACCCCGGCCCCUGGUGAACCCAACGAGCGCACUGGUCUGAUCGCUCACGAUCGUCAUGAGGAGCGCCGCGGCUCAGACUGGUCUGGCCUGUCACCGGCUGUUCCUCACAUCGCCGAAGAUGCUACUCCUCAAACCCCUACUAUCCUUCAGACUGUGGUCUGGAACACCAUCGUCGUCUUGAUGGUCAUCGCAGCUGGUGUCGUUGGCUGGUUCUUGGGUCAGAAGACUUCUACUGGCGACAAGCAUGGCGACAAUAAUGCUGGAGGCGAGGAUAGCCUUCACUUCAGUCUUUCGGGUCAGAUCUUUGGAUAUCUCUGCACCGUCGCAUACAUCGCUUCUCGUCUCCCUCAGCUCAUCCUGAACUGGAGGCGCAAGACGACCGACGGACUGAGCAUGCUCUUCUUCCUUUUUGCAUGUCUCGGAAACAUCACUUAUGUCUUGUCCAUCUUCGCCUACGAACCUAAGUGCAAGCACGAUGAAUGCCGCCCUGGUGAGGCCCGUCAUAUUUACGGCAAAUACAUCCUCGUCAACCUGAGCUGGCUCGCUGGCAGUCUCGUUACUCUGUUCCUCGACUUGGGUGUCUUUGCUCAGUACUUCAUGUACAGCAAGCCAGAGAGCACUGCUACGCCCACUCGUCGACGAAUCAACGACAACGUCACCGAGGAAGAUGAGUACGAUGACGAUGAGAGUCUCAACGAGGACAACUGGGACCAGCGUCCUCUACUCCAGAGAGGCGACUCUGUCUACCAUCCAUGAUCUAAAUUCUAACUUUUGAAAGGCUCGCGCCUGAUAUGACAGUUUUUUGUUUUGCUUUUUAUUUUCAUUUGUUCUCAUAUCUCCCCUGACUGGUUGGGGCACAUAUAGGAUCGAACAAUGGCAGGCGUUUACUGUUGGAUGAGAAGAGAGAAAAGAAAAAGGAAAAGGAAAAGGACAAGGAAAAGGAAUCAAAAAUAAAAAUCAGCAUCAGGAUUGGGUUGCUAUCAUGAUGGAGUUGGGAACAUGCGAAGUUUAUUCAGAUUUUAGAUCGAUUCACCUCUCAGGGGUUAGGUUUGCUCAUAACAUGAAGAUAUAAGUCUACUUUGCAUUCAUAAAGUCGCCAGUAUCUCAACACAAAACGAACUCCUUUUCCUAAUGGAGUUUGAGGGCGAGGGGAAAUAUCGGCAAGUAGCGAUGAAAAGUCAAAAACAUUAUUAUCAUCGGACUUAGAGACUGCUCCGCGUUCCUUUACCGUUCCUUCUAAUUUGUCUAC
Molecule: messenger RNA, 1912 nt
Organism: Fusarium odoratissimum NRRL 54006
Lineage: Eukaryota; Fungi; Ascomycota; Sordariomycetes; Hypocreales; Nectriaceae
Exons: 3
Coding region: 550-1419 (289 amino acids)
Biological process (GO): basic amino acid transmembrane export from vacuole
Cellular component (GO): fungal-type vacuole membrane
Source: RefSeq, a predicted model, not a curated record